AUGAAAGUUUCAUCAUUCGCUGUUUUUGCUCUCGUGCUUGUCUUGUUGAUGGUGGUAUCCAUGACAAGUGCUUUAAAGUUGAACAUCCAAAAGACUUCUUCACCAAUGGCCGGAAGAUCAAAUGUUGUUAUUAAAAAACUUAAUAUUCAACCACAUUCAUUGUCUGUUAGUGGUAUUUCUAGCGGAGGCUUCAUGGCUGUUCAAUUCCAAAUGGCUUAUUCUGCUGCUAUUGUUGGUGCUGGUGUUUUUGCUGGUGGUCCAUUCUUCUGUUCUCAAGGACAAAUGGCCUAUGCUUUUGACCAAUGUAUGUAUGCUGCUCUCCCAAUUGAUUUGGAUUCUUUGCAACAAACCUUGCAACAAUAUGCUUCUCAAAAUGUCAUUGAUCCAAUUGCCAACAUUAAGAAUCACAAAGUCUUUAUGUUCAGUGGUACCUCUGACAAUACUGUCAACCCAUCUGUCAUGAAGGCUCUCUUUGAACAAUAUAGAAAGUUGGGUGUUCCUGCUGCUAACAUUAAUGCUACUUUCACUGUUCCAGCUGGUCACGCUUGGAUUACCAAUGACUAUGGUAAUGAUUGUUCAAUUACUCAAAGCCCAUGGAUUAACAAUUGUAACUUCCCAGGUGGUCAACGUGUUUUGGGUGCCAUCUAUGGUAACGUUACUGUUGGUAAGGCUCAAGAUUCUAACUUGUUCACUUAUGACCAAUCUAAUUCCUUCUCUGGCACUGACAUGGACAGCAAGGGUUAUAUUUACAUUCCAACUGCUUGUCAACAAAAUACUCAAUGUAAGAUUCACGUUUCUUUCCACGGUUGUGAGCAAGGUGCUUCUUAUGUUCAAGAACAAUUCGUUCAACACACUGGUUUGAAUGAAGUUGCUGAAAGAAGUAAUAUCAUUGUAGUCUAUCCACAAGUUUCAAGUGGUCAAAUGUUCUCCAAUCCUAAUGGGUGUUGGGAUUGGUUUGCUUACAGUGGUCAAAACUUUGCUAACAAGCAAGGUUCUCAAAUGGCUGCUGUUGCCAACUUGGUUAAGGCUCUCGGUUCUGACAUUAUUGUUUAAAUAACUAGUAGCCAUUUAUUAUGGUUUUUUAGACACAAUUCUUUACAAAAACAACACGAGUAUAUAUAUAUUGAAUAAAUCUAACUAUCUUUC
Messenger RNA from Naegleria gruberi, 1146 nucleotides. Its product is annotated as fibronectin, type-like protein. The coding region runs from base 1 to 1053 and encodes 350 amino acids. The record is from RefSeq and is a predicted model, not a curated record. Lineage: Eukaryota; Heterolobosea; Eutetramitea; Acrasida; Naegleriidae. The transcript is spliced from 2 exons. Gene Ontology annotation, cellular component: extracellular region. Gene Ontology annotation, molecular function: hydrolase activity.